Striga asiatica is the source of this 1318-nucleotide messenger RNA. The record is from the annotation of a GenBank genome assembly. Lineage: Eukaryota; Viridiplantae; Streptophyta; Magnoliopsida; Lamiales; Orobanchaceae.
UUUCUCUUUCACAAUAUGAACACUCAAUCUCAGCUCUUUAAAUUCGCCAGUUUGUUUAUACAUUCACUCACCAACAAUUUUUCACAAAUUUGCCCCAAAUUCAUAACCCUAAUUUCUCUGUGAGAUUCUCCAUGGCCACUACUGAAGAACAAGCUGUCCCGAUCGAGGCCGCGGCUGAGAUUCCGGAGAGCAAAGAAGCACCGGCGCCGGAGCCCAAAGAGCCGAAGACGAAGAAGGCUCCUGCUACGAAGAAGCGCACAUUCCCCACCCACCCUCCGUACUUCGAGAUGAUCAAGGACGCGAUCGUCACGCUGAAGGACCGGACUGGAUCGAGCCAGUACGCCAUCGCCAAGUUCAUCGAGGAUAAGCAGAAGAAUCUGCCGUCCAAUUUCAAGAAGUUUCUGCUCGUCCAGCUGAAGAAGCUCGUGGCCAGCGAUAAGCUCGUGAAGGUGAAGAGCUCCUUCAAGCUGCCGUCGGCUCGCCCAGCCAAGCCAGCCCCGCCGGCGAAGAAGAAGUCUGUUUCCGUCCCGAAACCUAAGCCCAAAUCCGCAGGCACCAAGGACAAGAAGGUUGCCGUCUCCAAAGCCAAGCCGAAGGUUAAAACUGCCGCCGCAAAACCGAAGGCUGCUGCGGGCUCCAAAACUAAGCCGAUUGCAAAGGCCAAAGCGGCUGCUCCUGUGAAGGCCAAGGCCGCAACAAAGAGGAAGGCGCCGGAAACCUCGAAGGCUGAGAAAAAACAGCCGGCUAAGGUAGCGAAGACAGCAGCUAAGUCGACUCCGAGGAAGAAGGCGGCGGCUGCGGCUCCCCAGAAGAAGGCUCCGGCGAAGAGUGUGAAGCCGAAAUCCAUCAAGUCGCCGGCGGCGAAGAAGGCUGCUUCGAAGAGGGGAAAGAAGUGAAGAAAGCGGUAGUUUUGUUUUAAGGGUAGUGUUGUAAUUACAGAAGUGUUAAAAGAGUUUUUAAUUACCCGUUUUUUUACUUUCAGUUUUCCUAUGUAGCUUCGUGCAAUGAAUGAAUAGAGUUUUUAUCUGCCUUCAUCCUUCAGUUUGUCCAUUUCGAUUCUUCAUAUUCUUUUGAAUUAAUGAAGGAUGUUUCUGAAGAUUAUACACGAUUAAAAUUUAAUCAUGGCUUUUGGAUUGGCGAUCAUCAUGGAUAUUGGAUUGGGACUGCUACUGUAUGCUUUUUAUUCUUGGUAAUUUUUGUAAUAUAUUGGUAUAUUUUCUAAUUAUUGUGUUUUGUGUGCUUAAUUGUUGUUUAAUUGUUGUUUUAAUGACCUUAUGCUCUGUAAGUAGAUGGUGAGAUUUUUGGAAUUGCAUUGUGG